ACUGCACUGGUUAUUUAUGGAGAACCUCCACGCUUUGUCGAGCGUUGGAGUUCAUAUACAAGUUUUGGUCCCAUGUGUGCAGGUGCAAGGGUCUGCAUAGACUAGAGUGAGAGUAGUGUGCUGGUACCUGGUAGUGCCUAGCUAUAGCUCUCAAGAGUGAAGGCAGACUUGUUUCCAAGGUGAUCUUGCGACAUGACAAUGGCGGCCGGAAGAGAUCAUCAGAGGGUCGAAGGGGUGAGGCAGUACAACAGGUCCAAGGUGCCUCGCCUCAGAUGGACGCCCGAUCUCCACCGCUGCUUCGUCCACGCCAUACACAACCUUGGAGGCCAGUACAGGGCUACGCCUAAGAGAGUUUUGCAACUGAUGGGGGUGGCAGGGCUCACCAUAUCUCAUGUCAAGAGCCAUCUACAGAUGUACAGGAACAUGAGGGGUAAUGAUCUUGACAUGAUGCAAGGCAUUCAGCAAAUGGAUCAGCAGCACACAUUCGCAGGAGGCAUGGAAGUUUGGACAGAUAUGCAGCAAGUUCAUCAUCAUACUGAGUACUGUGAUGGACCCUGUUGCAGGUGCCACUCUCCAAAGCAUACAAAGGGGUCACUGCUCCACCACCCCCAACUGAAAAGGCCAUCUGGGAUGGAGACCACACAGGAGGCAGGAGCAAGCCCCCAAAAAAACUCGGUCAGGGGCCAAGGAAUAUGCGAGAGGGACGUGACCUCGGGCGCGUACUGCCUCGCCGCUGCAGGCCAAGCAUACUACUACUACGCCCACUGCAUGCAGACGACGACGACGCACGAGCAGGGCCACCACCUGCCGCCGCGCUCCCGGACAUGGCAGCGCACACCUGCAGCAGGCGGUGGUGGCGAACAAUCCGCUCGCCCCGGCUGCACGCUCGCGCCGCGGGAGCCGGAGCGGGACCUCGCCGCGCCGAGGCGUGGUGGUGGUGGUGGUGGUGGUGGUGAGGAGCGGACCGGCGAGCUGCUAGCCCACGGCCACCACGGUGUCGCGCCGGCGGGUCACGGGACGGCGGUGGAUGGGGGCGACGGCGAGCUGUCUCUGUCGUUGAUGCUGGAGCUGGGCUCGGGGCGCCUCGGCAGGAGCGGCGUGGGGCAGUGCUGCACCGACAACAGCGGGCAGGGCAGCUUCCUGACGUCGUCAUCGUCGAGUCUUGGCGGCUCCUGCUCGGGCCGGCGCCGCGCCGGUGUUAGCCUGGACCUGUCCCUUUCAUUGUACAACUGAAACCGGCUAACGAGGGGUCGAAAGCAUGGAUGCCGGUUUCGAAGAGAUGGCCUAUUGGUGUACCGAUCCUAGUUUGUAUGUGCACGUUUGGACGUUUGGACCUCACGGGCGGGCCGCGGUCACCGGGCGCGUGCGCGUGCGCGUCGCGCACCGGCACGAGUGGCGCGUGCUCUGCUACCCUGGCCUGGGGCUCCCGCCCCUCGCUGUGGGCACGCAACAGCUGCAGCGCGAGUUCCACCAGCUUAUGCCUUGUUCGGUUAGCCAGUGUUUGAAGAGGUCUGAGAGGGAUUGAAGGGGAUUGGAGCGUGGGGAUUAACGGAUCGAACAUGGUCUUAGGGAUCGCAAUGAAAGAGGCGCGGUGAUUCUGCUACCACGGCAAAUGCUCCGGGGUGUGAACAAUAGAAUUGUUUAAAAUAACAGAAACACUAAAAAGUAAAAAAGUAAUGGGAAACGUUCGGAACGGUGCGCCGGUCGAACGAUUCGGCCUGUCCCGCGUGCGUCGCGCGAUCCCGUGCAUGGACUCUCCCUUCCUUUUAUACUGCGAGGCGUCAUUUUUUGUUGUAACUGUAAUUUUUUUGCUACUACCGACAUGAUUUUGGCUGCAAACAUUGGUGAUUGUUGCUACAUUUUGUCCAUUAAAAAGUUGCAUUCAAGUUUAGUUGUAACCCGAGUUUGUCAGAUUUUUUGCUACAACCGUGUUAAAUUUUGCUA
This is a messenger RNA of Hordeum vulgare subsp. vulgare (domesticated barley), 1944 nucleotides long. Its product is annotated as myb family transcription factor MOF1-like. The transcript has 6 exons. Lineage: Eukaryota; Viridiplantae; Streptophyta; Magnoliopsida; Poales; Poaceae. Gene Ontology annotation, molecular function: DNA-binding transcription factor activity; DNA binding. The record is from RefSeq and is a predicted model, not a curated record. Bases 193 to 1233 code for a protein of 346 amino acids.